This is a messenger RNA of Coccomyxa subellipsoidea C-169, 306 nucleotides long. RefSeq lists its product as hypothetical. The transcript is spliced from 2 exons. The record is from RefSeq and is a predicted model, not a curated record. Gene Ontology annotation, biological process: DNA damage checkpoint signaling; protein phosphorylation; telomere maintenance. Gene Ontology annotation, molecular function: protein binding; protein serine/threonine kinase activity. The coding region runs from base 1 to 306 and encodes 101 amino acids. NCBI's taxonomy places the organism in Eukaryota, Viridiplantae, Chlorophyta, Trebouxiophyceae, Coccomyxaceae. Gene Ontology annotation, cellular component: nucleus.
AUGGCGCAGGUGUUGAGGGAGCAUCGUGACACGCUGGUGAGCGUGAUGGAGACGUUUGUGCACGACCCGCUGUGCGAGUGGACGCAGCGCAAACACCAGCGCUCCUCCGCCGAGGAGAUGGACAACCCCCAGGCCAAGGACGCCCUGGCCACCCUCGAAGGGAGGUUGACUGGGACGCUGAUGGGGGUGCGCAGCAUCCCUUGCCUGCCCCUGAGCGCGGAGGGCCAGGCGCACAGGCUGAUUGCAGAGGCCACCGACAAGGAGAACCUGGGCUGCAUGUACAUCUGGUGGAUGCCGUGGUUCUAG